GCUGCAGAAAGUUCUUCUGAAAAGAAAAGCUAGAAGAGACAGACCCGCACACGAGAGAGAGAGAGAGAGAGAGCUUUGAAGGGCGGUACACCUUCCUUCCCUCCCUUCUCUACUUCAAUAAGCUCGGGGAGUAAAAGUAUGGGCUUGAAAAAGCAAAGAGGAAAGUGAGUAGAAAAGUUGAAAAAGGGAGAAAGACUGGAGAGCAUCUGCUAAAUUUUUCUUUGAGUGGACGGUGAGAUUCCAAAGCUCAAAUAGUCUUUUUUCUCUUCCUCUCUUUUUUGAUAUUGGGACUCUCAAGCCGUUUAAAACAUCAUGAUGGAGCCUUCAAAUCUGGAUCACCACCACCACCAAGAAGAGCUUCAUGGGUCCUCUUUAGCAGCAGCUCCAUCUUUCCAUGUUCUUGGAGGCAACCAUGAGUGGAGCCAAACUCUGAUGUUAAACUGUGGUGACCUCGUAUCCAACGCCAAUGGAGUCCUCUCAAGCCAAAGAGAUUAUAGACCAAGCCAUGAGUUCCCACCUCCUCCUUACAACUCACAAAUGAUCCAAGACCUAGGGUUUCACUGGGGUGCCAAUUCCGAGAGCUUCAUGAACCAGUCAGCCCACCAACUCAACCUAGCAAAGAUCAAAGGCGAGCUACCGGACUCUUUUCCAAAGCUUACUGGAGUCAUUAGGGAUCCCUCCACCACUGAAGACUACCAAUUAGAGGAGAGGCUCUUCAGAACAUUGGCAUCAGAAUGCCAGAUCAAUGGCCUUCAGCCUCCUUCAACAGACAUGUUGGAAGUCCCAAGCUUGGUCAAUUUUGGCAGCGGCAGAGGAAACCUCGGCGUGGUAUUUCCGAUGGCUAAUAUUUCGAACCCGUGUCCCCCUCUGCCGACGUUCCCGGGAUCCCUAGGCAUGGACCUUCAGGCUUUGGAUCUCUUGGCUUCAGCUAGAUUCGGCCGGAGCUUCUGCCAACCUUCACCCGGUGGUAUGGCCGGUUUGUUGAGAGAAGAUGCACCCUUUGGCCUUGGCCAUCUCCAUGAACCAGCUCAAGGACCAUCCAACAGUCACCAUGAGAUGCCACCUUUAGUCAGUGGAGUUGCAGAAGCAAAGAGAGGUAAUAGUAUUUUGGAGCACCGAGCAUCUCACACGGCACCAAAAAAACCGCGGUUCGAGUCUCGUUCUUCAUUCUCUCCCUUCAAGGUGAGGAAGGAGAAACUGGGUGAUAGGAUCGCAGCUCUUCAGCAGCUGGUGGCACCUUUUGGCAAG
This is a messenger RNA of Elaeis guineensis (African oil palm), 1248 nucleotides long. NCBI's taxonomy places the organism in Eukaryota, Viridiplantae, Streptophyta, Magnoliopsida, Arecales, Arecaceae. The record is from RefSeq and is a predicted model, not a curated record.